Hibiscus syriacus is the source of this 999-nucleotide messenger RNA. RefSeq names its product denticleless protein homolog. The transcript has a single exon. The coding region runs from base 1 to 999 and encodes 332 amino acids. Gene Ontology annotation, molecular function: protein-macromolecule adaptor activity; protein binding. Gene Ontology annotation, cellular component: nucleus. Gene Ontology annotation, biological process: proteasome-mediated ubiquitin-dependent protein catabolic process. The record is from RefSeq and is a predicted model, not a curated record. NCBI's taxonomy places the organism in Eukaryota, Viridiplantae, Streptophyta, Magnoliopsida, Malvales, Malvaceae.
AUGAAUCUAUGCAAUUCUUUACUUUGUAUAUUCUUUGUUAUACACACUUCUCAACAUGGUAUCAAUCGCCAUAAGUCCUGGAGAAAUCGUUUCUGCUGCAAGAAGUUUCGGUGUUCAUGGCUGCUGCUGAUUCACAGUCGCUGCAUGGAGUUCGUCGUCCUCCUCCUCCGUUGCCGCCGGCUUCCGUUUCCACCGCCGCUUAAAAUGGAAGGCCGCCGGCGUACGAUGACUAAACCGUUUCAUGCUGUCAGACAAACGAAGGGGAUUCAUAUAGUGGAAGAUACCGCUGCAUCACACCAGGGAAAUACUGAAAAAGCAAGAAUCAAUGAAUGGGUUGCUCAUGAAAAUGCCAUAUUUGAUGUAUGCUGGAUGAAGGAUGAUAGUUACAUUUUAACAGCUUCAGGGGAUCAAACUAUAAAGGUAUGGGAUGCUCAGGAAAAGAAAUGCACUGGAGUCUUUGCCGUUUGGGAUCUAAGAUGCAAGAUCAACUCCCGAAGUAGAAGUGAUGAAGUUUGCCUUGCACCAACUAUUCUGGUCAAAGGAGCUCAUCCUUCAUCUCAAGCAAGGCGGGGUAGACGUGGCAAGCCUGCUGUUGCAACCAUUACUUCAGUUCUUUAUCUCAAAGAUGACAUUUCCAUUGCUAUGUCUAGAGCUGCAGACAGCGUUGUGAAGUUCUGGGAUACAAGGAAACUGAAAUCCCAUGUCACUCAGGCAUGUCCCCAACCAGAGGCUGCAUCUAAAAAGGGUAUAUCUAGCUUGUCCCAGGACUCAAAAGGAGUGUUUCUAACAGCAUCAUGCAUGGACAACAAGAUAUACUUGUAUAAUAUAGUUCAGCUUGAUAAGGCCCGUGCAAACUUUCUCUGGAUGCCAAAUAGAGUUUUUUUUUAUGUGAAGUCAGCAAUCAGUUCAGACGCAGACUACAUACUAAGUGGUUCCAGCAAAGGAAAUGCUCAUCAAGCCUCAAGCGGAGCCUAUCAUCUUGAAGAAUCACCAUGGUGA